CUUGAUCAAAAACCCCUCUAGCAGUUUGGUGUAUAUACAGGUGCUUUUGUAUCCCUGACCAGAAAUGGACAUCAUACAUACCAUCUUCACUUCCAUAGCGACUAUACUACUGUUAGUUAUCAUAACCUUCUUAGCUAUGAUAGUCAAAAUAUUCAUCGGAAAAUCAAUCAAAAAUCCAAAUUAUGCGCCGGUUAUUGGAACUGUCUUUGGUCAACUUUUCUACUUUGAUAAACUUCAUGACUAUUUUGCAGAUAUUGCCCUGAAACACCCUACUUUCAGGCUUCUUGCCCCUGAUCAAUCGGAAUUGUAUACUGCUGAUAGUCGAAAUAUUGAAUACAUACUUAAGACCAAUUUUGAUAACUACUCGAAAGGUGAAGGGAACAAGGAUAUAAUUACCGACUUAUUUGGAAAUGGGAUUUUUGCUGUUGAUGGCGUCAAGUGGAAACAGCAGAGGAAACUUGCUAGUUUUGAAUUCUCGACAAGGGUGUUGAGAGACUUCAGCUGUGAAGUUUUCAGAAAAAAUGCAGCGAAACUGGUUGGAGUUGUUUCUGAGUUUGCUAAGGCCAACAAAGUUCUUGAUAUACAAAAUUUGCUUAUGCAAUGCACUUUGGAUUCAAUAUUUAAAGUUGGGUUUGGAGUGGAUUUGAAUUGCCUUGAAGGAACUAGCGAAGAAGGCGGGGAAUUUAUUAAGGCCUUUGAUGACUCAAAUGCCUUAAUAUACUGGCGUUAUGUCGAUCCAUUAUGGAAGCUCAAGAGGUUUCUAAACAUUGGCUGUGAAGCUGCUCUAAGGAACAACAUCAAAUUAAUAAAUAACUUUGUUCUCAAUUUGAUCAGCAAGAGAAGGGAACAACUAGCAACGAGUCAGCAUUGUAAUGAGAAGGACGACAUACUUUCAAGAUUUCUGAUUGAGAGCAAGAAGGAUGAAAGGAUGAAUGAUCAGUAUCUAAUGGAUAUUAUUCUUAACUUUAUGAUUGCUGGAAAAGACACUAGCGCGAAUACACUUUCCUGGUUCUUCUACAUGCUUUGCAAGAAUCAGCUCGUACAGGACGAAGUUGUUGAAGAAAUAGAAAAAAUUGUAGGAAAUCAAGAAAGUGGAUCUACAAUUGAAGAUUUUGUAGACAAAAUAAACGAUGAAGUACUUGAGAAUAUGCAUUAUCUUCAUGCUGCUUUGACUGAAACCUUGAGACUCUAUCCUGCAGUCCCUCUGGAUGGAAGAGUUGCAGAUAGUGAUGACAUUCUUCCAGAUGGUUUCAAGCUGGCAAAAGGCGACGGUGUGUACUAUAUAUCGUAUGCUAUGGGAAGAAUGCCAUAUAUAUGGGGAGACGAUGCUGAGGAUUUCAAACCUGAAAGAUGGCUUAAUGAUAACGGAGUUUUUCAACCUGUAUCUCCUUUCAAAUUUGUAGCAUUUCAUGCGGGUCCAAGAAUUUGUUUGGGAAAAGAUUUCGCAUACCGUCAGAUGAAGAUAGUGUCGAUUGCUCUUCUUCGUUUCUUCACGUUCAAAGUGGCAGAUGAAUCAACAAAGGUGACUUACCGGACCAUGUUUACGCUUCACAUAAAUGGAGGUCUUGAUCUUCUUGUAAAUCCAAGAUCAAACAUCAUGAUAAAAGAUUAGUACUUCAUUGAAAGUUGUUUCAAUUUCUUGUUUUGUGUUUCAUUUCGUUGUAGAUAUCAAUAUGAAACCCAAAACCAAGAAAGAGAGGUAUGUACUAUGUAGGAUGAUCUGAAGCCUACAAAAUGUAGUACUUAUUCUUGUACAUUAAGACAGUUUAUUUCAGAUUUCAGAUUUCAGAUUUCA
Molecule: messenger RNA, 1795 nt
Organism: Erigeron canadensis
Lineage: Eukaryota; Viridiplantae; Streptophyta; Magnoliopsida; Asterales; Asteraceae
Product: cytochrome P450 704C1
Exons: 5
Coding region: 65-1612 (515 amino acids)
Molecular function (GO): oxidoreductase activity, acting on paired donors, with incorporation or reduction of molecular oxygen; heme binding; monooxygenase activity
Source: RefSeq, a predicted model, not a curated record